Molecule: messenger RNA, 842 nt
Organism: Coniophora puteana RWD-64-598 SS2
Lineage: Eukaryota; Fungi; Basidiomycota; Agaricomycetes; Boletales; Coniophoraceae
Product: guanine nucleotide binding protein beta subunit
Exons: 6
Biological process (GO): rescue of stalled cytosolic ribosome; positive regulation of protein phosphorylation
Cellular component (GO): nucleus; cytosol
Molecular function (GO): ribosome binding; translation regulator activity; protein kinase C binding
Source: RefSeq, a predicted model, not a curated record
CAUGGCCGAACAGCUGCGCUUCCUGGGUUCCCUGCCUGGCCACAAGGGCUGGGUCACCGCCAUUGCCACUUCUUCCGAAAACCCGGACAUGAUCCUCACCGCGUCCCGCGACAAGACGAUCAUCGUCUGGCAGCUCACCCGCGAUGAGGACACGUACGGAUACCCCAAGCGCAUUCUCCACGGCCACAACCACUUCGUCUCGGACAUCGUCAUCUCGUCCGACGGCCAGUUCGCCCUCUCAUCAUCCUGGGACCACACUCUCCGCCUCUGGGACCUCAACACCGGCCAGACGACACGUCGCUUCGUUGGCCACACCUCGGACGUUCUCUCUGUCAGCUUCAGUGCUGACAACCGUCAGAUCGUCUCUGGCUCGCGCGACAAGACCAUCAAGCUUUGGAACACCCUUGGCGAGGUCUCGUGCGUCCGCUUCUCCCCCAACGUCAUGAACCCUGUUAUCGUUUCCUGUGGCUGGGACAAGGUCGUCAAGGUCUGGGAACUCUCCAAGUUCAAGCUGAAGACUAACCACUACGGCCACACCGGCUACAUUAACACCAUCUCCCCGUCGACCGCAAGCUGCGUCAAGAUCUUCGACCUUGAGAGCAAGUCGAUCGUCGACGAGCUCAAGCCCAGUUUCACCGAUGUCGGCUCGAACUCGAAAGAGCCCGAGUGUGUCUCGAUCGCUUGGUCAGCAGAUGGCCAGACGCUGUUCGGUGGUUUCACCGACAACCUCGUCCGCGUCUGGACCGUCACGUCCUAGAAUCCCCGCGGGGAACUGUAUUAGUGGCGGAUGUAUGCUUUACUUCUGUAGUCACAGGUAUUUCUUUGCAUCUCUUAGCAUCAAG